This is a messenger RNA of Brassica rapa (field mustard), 1766 nucleotides long. RefSeq names its product SNF1-related protein kinase catalytic subunit alpha KIN10. Gene Ontology annotation, molecular function: protein serine/threonine kinase activity; ATP binding. Gene Ontology annotation, biological process: intracellular signal transduction; protein phosphorylation. Gene Ontology annotation, cellular component: cytoplasm. The record is from RefSeq and is a predicted model, not a curated record. NCBI's taxonomy places the organism in Eukaryota, Viridiplantae, Streptophyta, Magnoliopsida, Brassicales, Brassicaceae.
UAAUAUAGUUCUCUUGAGAUUUGGCCUUUCCUUUUUGUGUGUGUAGUUGCAUCCUUUUUGUAGAAAAUGGAUGGAUCAGGUGGUGUGGAAUCGAUUCUACGAAAUUACAAGCUCGGGAGAGUUCUCGGUAUCGGCUCCUUUGGUAAGGUAAAGAAAGCUGAGCAUACUUUGACAGGACAUAAUGUUGCCAUCAAGAUCAUCAGUCGUCGCAAAAUCAAGAACAUGGAGAUGGAGGAAAAAGUGAGGAGAGAGAUCAAAAUCAUGAGUCUCUUUAUGCAUCCUCACAUCAUCCGUCUCUAUGAGGUCAUAGAGACUACCACAGAUAUUUAUCUUGUCAUGGAGUAUGUGAACUCUGGUGAGCUAUUUGACUAUAUCGUACAGAAGGGUAGACUACAGGAGGACGAGGCCAGAAAGUUUUUUCAGCAGAUAAUAUCGGGAGUGGAGUAUUGCCAUCGGAAUAUGGUAGUUCACAGAGACCUUAAGCCUGAAAACUUGCUUUUAGAAUCCAAAUGCAAUGUAAAGAUUGCUGAUUUUGGCCUGAGCAACGUUAUGCGAGAUGGCCAUUUUUUGAAGACAAGCUGUGGAAGUCCAAACUACGCUGCUCCAGAGGUCAUUUCGGGUAAAUUAUAUGCUGGCCCUGAAGUAGACGUAUGGAGCUGUGGUGUGAUACUCUAUGCUCUUCUUUGUGGGACUCUUCCGUUCGAUGAUGAGAACCUUCCCCACCUUUAUAAGAAGAUAAAGGGAGGGAUAUAUACACUACCUAGCCAUCUAUCAGCUGGUGCAAGAGAUUUGAUCCCCAAGAUGCUCGUGGUCGACCCCAUGAAAAGAGCAACCAUCGCUGAGAUUCGGCAACACCAUUGGUUCCAACCUCAUCUUCCAAGGUAUUUAGCUGUUCCUCCUCCAGAUACGGCGCAGCAGGCCAAGAAGAUUAAUGAGGAGAUUCUGCAAGAAGUUAUCAAUGUGGGAUUUGACAGAAACCACCUCAUUGAAUCUCUCCGCAACCGGAUUCAGAAUGAUGGCACUGUGACAUACUAUCUGAUCCUGGACAACCGGUUCCGUGGCUCUGGUGGUUAUCUCAGGGCCGGGUUUCAAGAGACUAUGUCCUUGAAUGUUAAAAUUAAUCAGGAUGGUACUUCGCGUAUGCAUCCAGCAGAAAGCGUAGCUUCACACGUUAGGCUUCCAGGACUAAUGGAACUCCAAGGAGCUGGCUUGAGAUCUCAGUACCCUGUUGAGAGAAAUUGGGCUCUUGGACUUCAGUCUAGGGCUCAUCCGCGUGAAAUAAUGACAGAGGUCCAGAAAGCCCUGCAAGAGUUGAAUGUGUGUUGGAAGAAGAUAGGGCCCUACAACAUCAAGUGCAGAUGGGUUCCUAACAACGCUGAUGGAAUGCUCAGUAACUCGAUGCGCGAUAACAGCCACUUUGGAGAUGACUCCAGCAUGGGCGCAGCUGUUAAGCCUCCUAAUGUUGUCAAGUUUGAAACUCAGUUGUAUAAAACUCAGGACGGCAAGUAUCUGCUGGAUCUUCAGAGGGUACAUGGAGCUCAGUUUUUGUUCUUGGAACUAUGUGCUGCUUUUCUUACUCAGCUCCGAGUCCUCUGAAUAAUCGAAAACCGGAUCACUUUUAAGAAUAUUCCGCACUUCCGUCAUUAAUAGUGUAAUACUCAGCUUUGUACAUAAUUUGUAGCUUUUAAGUUUUACUACUUCUAAAACAUCUUUUUUGUAAACAAACAUUACAUUCUCAACGAAAAUCUUAAUAUAAUUAUAUAAUC